Molecule: messenger RNA, 2541 nt
Organism: Arachis ipaensis
Lineage: Eukaryota; Viridiplantae; Streptophyta; Magnoliopsida; Fabales; Fabaceae
Product: GRAS family protein RAD1-like
Source: RefSeq, a predicted model, not a curated record
AGGAGAAAAGAAUCUUUCCCUCCUGUUGUCAUCCGACAGCACCAAUAAUGUACCAAAACCUUCCCUCCCAGAAAGUUUCUCAUCCAUCAUCACUACUAUGUUCUCCGCAACCUCCUUCUCUUCCUCCAUACCCACCCCCAUGCUCUAUCUUCCAUGGCCAUAACAUCCCAUGUCCUCUUCCUCCGCCGUAGCUUCAUAUUCUUUGAGCAUUGAAGUUACUAAUAUUUUCUCCUAAAUCUUGGAUGAUAUUAUAAACCGCUCCUGAUGCACUGCAUCGAUCACUCGAUUUGCUGUAUAUUAUCCGAUUCUCCAAUAGGACAAGCAGAAUGGAACAAAAAUUGAAACCAUAAUUCUAAUUGAUCGAAUUACCGAAAUAUAUAACCAAUUAAACAUAACCGCCGAAUACAAAGUCCCAAAAACUUGGAAACCUUUUAAUUUGAUGCCUUCUUAUUCUUAUUGAUCUAUGUAGGAUGUCAACAAGACAAGCAUAUACAAUAGUAUGCUAAUAAUAAUAAUAGCUACGAUUCCUUAUUAUCAUAUUCUUUUUUCAUUUACCUAUGCUAAACAUAGAUUAUCACGCCAAACAAUGAAAUGACCUCAUCAUCACACAUGUCACCAAUCUAUAAAUACAGACAUCAAUUGCAAUAUGGUUCUUUCAGAGCGUCAUUGAAAAUCUUUAGAAAAACAAAAAGAAAGAUAAUUAAAAGCGUUCUUGAUUGUGAGACAUGUCUUCUAAUUAUCCAAAUAGUUGCGGCUUCAAACGCGAGUUCAACAGCGAUGAAAUAAGCCCUAUAAUGGUGCAGGAUCCUUCUUGCAUAAUCUUCUAUUCCUGUCCCAACCUAUCCAACUUGGAUGAUACUACUACUCCUUUCUCUACAGUAAAAGACCGUUUUAGCCCCGAAGAGAAAAGAAUCUUGGAGAAUACUUUCAUCCACUGGAGCCACACUAUAAGCUCUUCUUUGGAUGAAAUUUCACAAACCAAAAGGCUGAGAAGAACCACAAGCAUCCCAAUUUCUCUAGAAAAUCUCUCAAUAAACCCGAUUUAUGGCUUGAAUUAUAAUAAAAAUAGCAUCCAAACGCACAUCAGAGAUCACAUAAAAAGUUGUUCGCAGAUGUACCGCGCUGCCGAGGCAGUUGAAGAGGCAGCACAAGACAUGAUUAAUUCGGAAGGCGGCGGAGAAGAUGGCUGCGAUGGAAUGAGGCUUGUUCAACUGCUAAUCUCUUGCGCCGAGGCCGUUGCGUGUCGUGACAAAUCGCACGCUUCGAUACUUCUAUCAGAACUCAAGUCUAGCGCCUUGGUUUUCGGCACCGCCUUCCAGCGAGUAGCGUCCUGCUACGUGCAGGGCUUGUCCGAGCGAUUGUCUUUGAUUCAGCCGUGUCUUGGUCCGGUGGCGGCGGCGCAACCAAUGAUGAACAUAAUGGACGCCGCGUCGGAGAAGAUGGAAGAAGCGUUCAGGCUGGUGUAUGAAAUCUGUCCACAUAUUCGGUUCGGACAUUUCGUGGCGAAUUCCGCGAUAGUGGAAGCCUUUGAGGGUGAGAGUCUUGUCCAUGUGGUAGACCUCGGCAUGAGCCUAGGCCUAUCACAUGGUCACCAAUGGAGGGGCCUGAUCCAAUCCUUGGCCAACCGCUCCGGGGCAUGUGUUCGCAGGCUCCGGAUCACGGCAGUUGGUCUCUGUAUUAGCAGGCUCCGGCUCAUUGGUGAUGAGCUCUCUGUUUACGCGAACAGCAUGGGAAUCAACUUUGAAUUCUCCGUUGUGCAGAAGAAUCUAGAGAAUCUGAAACCUGAAGAUGUAAUAAAGGAAGAUAAUGAGGUUCUUGUGGUGAAUAGUAUCCUUCAGUUGCAUUGUGUUGUUAAAGAAAGCCGUGGCGCUUUGAACUCUGUGCUUCAGAUGAUUCACGGGCUUUCGCCAAAGGUAUUGGUUAUGAUUGAGCAGGAUUCGAGUCAUAAUGGACCGUUUUUUCUUGGAAGGUUUAUGGAAUCUUUGCAUUACUACUCUGCAAUAUUUGAUUCGCUUGAUGCAAUGUUGCCAAAGUAUGAUACGAAGAGAGCGAAGAUGGAGCAGUUUUACUUUGCUGAGGAGAUAAAGAACAUUGUGAGCUGUGAGGGGCCCCUUCGGAUGGAGCGGCACGAGAGGGUGGACCAGUGGCGGAGGAGGAUGAGCCGGGCGGGGUUCCAGGGUUCGCCGAUUAAGAUGGUGGCGCAGGCAAAGCAGUGGCUUGUGAAGAAUAAGGUUUGUGAUGGAUACACUGUUGUGGAAGAGAAAGGGUGCUUGGUUCUUGGUUGGAAAUCGAAGCCUAUUGUUGCAGCUUCUUGUUGGAAGUGUUGAAUACAAGAAUCUCCAUUCUCCCUUGCAGUUUGAUAUAUGUUUGAUUGGAAUAAGGGAAUGACAAUAUGUAAUGGCUAUUCGUCAGAAAUAAGCUAUGUUUUGUUGUGUUCUCUGCUUGAAUAAUGUGUGUUUGGAAUACCCAAAAUAAUAUCUCGGAGUGAGAAUAAAUCCUAUCAGUGUUUUCCGUGUUUCAGAAUCGAAAUAAGGAGGAUAA